Messenger RNA from Ahaetulla prasina, 1158 nucleotides. RefSeq names its product basic salivary proline-rich protein 1-like. Bases 1 to 1158 code for a protein of 385 amino acids. The record is from RefSeq and is a predicted model, not a curated record. NCBI's taxonomy places the organism in Eukaryota, Metazoa, Chordata, Lepidosauria, Squamata, Colubridae. The transcript has a single exon.
AUGCCAACUUCGGCAAACUUGAGACCCCCCGAAGUGCAAACGCGACACUCUCACACCGGCCCCUCCCGCCACAGCUCAGGGCAGCUUGUUUUGGGGUGGGGAGGUGUCCAGACGCGACCACAAGCCGGCAGCCGCGCAGACCAGCAGGCGUCCCCGGCCGGCAGCGCCGGAGUCGCCCGGGGACAAAAGCCGCCGUCGCCGCGGCCAAGGCAGAGCCGGAGUCUCCCGCCGGAGUCUCCUGAGCUGCCGGAGCCGCUGAAGGCCGAGGCGGCCGCCCGGCCAGAACGCGCGACGGGAGGAGGCGCAGCCCGCGAACGGCCCUUCUCUGCCGGCGCCGAGGCUCCCCCGCGCCCCGCCGGCCGCCCUGCGCAAAUACCUGCUCCGUCCUCCGGCCGCCGCGAGGCUCCAGCGCUGCGGCUCAGCCCGCUCAGCCCGCCAGCCGGGAACAAAAGCCCCACCGCGCCCCAGCAACCGGGAUCCCGCCCUGCCGGAGAGGAAGCCCCGCCGCCGGCGGCUCGGGGAGGGGGCGGGGCGGGGUCUCCGCCUCCCCUGCCUGGGACCCCCCCGGGAUCGCCUGGCCAGGCAGGGGGGCGGCGGGCGGGUCCCCUUCCCGCCAGCCAAGAAGCCGAGAGAGGGGCGGGGGCGGGCUUUCCCCGAGACCCCGCCCGCCCUCGGGACCGCAGCGGCAGCGCCGGGGAAGCCCCUCUGCCCGCAGAAGCCAGUCCGCCGGGCAAGACCAGCCAGCCGCGGAGGGGCCGACGGGGAGGGCGCGGCGUCGGGGUCCUCUUCGGGGCUGGCGGGUCUUCCGAGCCGCCGGACCUGCAAUCCGGUUCACGGAACGCGGGAAAGCGCGGCGGUGGGGAGAGCCAGCGAGCGGUGGGGGGCCCGAGGCCUUGCGCCUCCCCCGUCGGAGGGGCUGGCGGAGAGAGGCGAGGACAGGUCAGGGCCGCCCAGGAGCCUCCGCGCUGCAAGCGAGCUGCAAGGCCGGGAAAGGAGCGCGACGGCUCCGGGCAAGAGACGCAAUUCCGGGAGCUCCCGCACCCCCCGCAGCAGCCCCGCGAACAUCUCCGCCACGGAAGGCGAGGGCCGAAGGGGCGGCUCCAGGAGCUGCCAGGGGCUCCCGCAAUGGAGAGUGGGGCUCUUGCCAAGAGGGCCUAG